GGGCACAACGCGAUCAGGCUUUAGCAUUCAGUUCUGACCCAACCGUCGACCCGGACGCGUUCCAUUGGAGCAGGAAAAUAAUUUCCCUUUGUGCUUUGUAGUCCUAUACUACGGGAAGUAUAUGGCAGAUUGGUUCAACGCCCUAUAUUCGCGUACGUUGCAGCGGUCUUUGUACAUACAGGAGGCGUUUCGUUAAAGGUUUCUCCAACUCAUUGGAGCAAAAAAAAACAUUAAAUUAUAUAUCAAUUUAAAUGAUAAAAAGAAUUUUAAAAUAAUAACAAAAACUAUAAAUAAAUGUAAAAAGUACAAAAAUCUGGAGUUCAUCGAAACAGCGAAUAGACGCAUCUCCUGGACUGCACAAAGUACUUACAGCAAGUAAGAUUUCGUAUUGAUCCGAAUCGAUUCCGAAUGCAAAGUGAGCAAAGAUGAUCAGAGGUCUAGACUUAAUUCAUUCGAAAAAUAAAACCCAGCAAAUAUUGUAGCAAAACAAGAGAUACCAUCCUGUGUGUACCAAGUAUUUGAGAUUCUAUAGAGUAGAAUGCUACUGAUAUUGAGCGCUGUUUGUGUCACUCUGCUUAAUACAGCGACUCUUGUUGCUACAGAGAACGAGACUAUUCCAGACUGUGACUACUUCGACACGGUGAACGUGACGGGGAGCCAGCGGCUGGUCAAUGGUUCGUAUCUGUACCAGGGUGUGGUCAUUCCGGCCGAGCUUACGGCUGAAUUUGACUACAGGGUACUGCCGGACGACAGCACGGAGCCGGUGGAGAGACAUCUGCGGGGCUGCGUCUGCCAGCUGCGUCCGUGUCUCCGGCUGUGCUGCCACCACUCUCAGUUAAUGGCCAAUGGGCAGUGCAGUGGCAGCGUCGAGGUGGAUCUGACCCGACUGAACCCCUACUUGAGCGUGACCCUGGACGAUGGCACGGUGGCAAGACGACACUUCCAGGAGGAGUUCAUCAUUCAGAGCGAUCUGCCGAUCCCCUGCAAUGAUAUGUACCCGCUCAACGAUCAAGAGGAGCAGGAUCAGUACAUAGUCUUUGAGAAUGGGUCUUUCUUUCGACCAUACGACAGUGCAACGAUGAGCAAGCGGGAAUACUGCCUUCAGGCGUAUGACUUCAGAGAGGGCGAGACGGAGUCAUUCCGGAUUGUUGCCCACAACUGCUCGAUUAAGUCGAAUAGCAAGACGGGGAAAACAGUUGUGAUCAUUCUUACCCUCGUGUGUCUCGCCUGCACGAUCACCGUCUAUCUCAAACUGAAAAAGCUGCGGAAUCUCCAUGGAAAGUGCUUCGUUUGCUGUCUGAGCUGUCUAUUCAUGGGGUACCUUUUCUUAUUGAUGGACCUCUGGGAGCUGACAAAUGCCAUUUGCAAGCCAUCAGGCUACAUUGGCUACUAUUUCGUGAUGGCCAACUUCCUGUGGCUGAGUGUCAUCAGCUGGAAUCUCCAUUCCACGUUCAGCUGUAGUGUGAGCCGCGUGAAUCGGUACCGGCCGAAGUACGUGUUCCUUGUGUACAACGUCUAUGCCUGGGGAAUGGCAUCCGUCCUCACUGCCGUCAUUUAUAUGGUGGAUCACCUGGUGGAGGAUAUUCCUGAGAAUGAGCCCUGGAUGCCUGGUGUUGGCUUCUACAACUGUUGGAUAAAGACUCAAGACUGGUCGGCCAUGUUAUACUUCUUUGGACCGAUGUUGAUUGUGAUCAUUUUCAAUGUGACCAUGUUCAUUCUCACGGCCAUCCGUAUUGUUGCGGUGAAACGCGAACUGCAGAGCAUUGUCGAUCGCCAGGAGAGAAAGCAGAAACUUAACUCCGACAAACAGACAUAUAGCUUCUUUCUGCGACUGUUUGUCAUCAUGGGCCUGAACUGGAGCCUGGAGAUACUCUCAUACUUGGUGCAGGACGACGACAUAUGGAAGAAUGUCUUUCUGGUCGCCGACUACUUAAACUGGUCGACGGGCAUCAUCAUCUUUUUCCUGUUCGUGAUGAAGCGCAGUGUCUUGAGGUUAUUCAGAGAAAGGAAUCUUUCAAGGAGCACACGGAGUGUCGUAAGCAUGAAAUUCCAGGCAAGUCGCCAUUUAAAUGGAAGAUCAACAGCUAAACAACCGCGAGAUAACUCAUCCUCGCAGGCCUCUACACAAAUUUAAGAAUCAGACCCACCCCUUCGGAACGUUUACUUAAGGGUAAUAAUCGACUAUUAACUACUUACUAAUAAUCGUUGAGAUAGGAUUUUUAUCAAAAAUAACAAUCGCAUAAGUGAAGUUCCCUCUUCAAAUAGUAUUUUUAUAAGAACUACUCCAAAAAGUGCGAGUAGUAAGUAACCAUAUUUUAACAAUACUCAUAAGCCUCAUAAAUCUCAUUAACUAUUUAUAAACCCUUUUUUUUAUAAAAAUAAAAAAUCCAGAAGACAUGAGAUGGAAA
Messenger RNA from Drosophila pseudoobscura, 2408 nucleotides. RefSeq names its product G-protein coupled receptor Mth-like. The record is from RefSeq and is a predicted model, not a curated record. Lineage: Eukaryota; Metazoa; Arthropoda; Insecta; Diptera; Drosophilidae. Bases 539 to 2134 code for a protein of 531 amino acids. Gene Ontology annotation, biological process: G protein-coupled receptor signaling pathway; cell surface receptor signaling pathway. The transcript is spliced from 10 exons. Gene Ontology annotation, cellular component: membrane. Gene Ontology annotation, molecular function: G protein-coupled receptor activity.